Molecule: messenger RNA, 1071 nt
Organism: Humulus lupulus (European hop)
Lineage: Eukaryota; Viridiplantae; Streptophyta; Magnoliopsida; Rosales; Cannabaceae
Exons: 7
Coding region: 179-886 (235 amino acids)
Source: RefSeq, a predicted model, not a curated record
UGAAAAGUGGAUUUUCAUGAUCAGCUCCAUAAAAAGUGAUACGCAGCUGAAACAUUGGGCUCAUGAAGGUCCGGUUGAAAGUUGAUUCGGCCCAAUAAUCUCCAUAGCUUUCCCAAGCUUUCUUCCUCGUAGUUGCGCGUGCGACUGCGUUGAAGUCGUACCCGUAGAUGUAAAUGUAAUGACGAGCAUUUUGAGUAGAGCGUCCCGACUACUCACAACAACAACUCUCAGACUCACAGAGCAAUACCCAAACCAACACCUCAGAAGUCAUCGUUUUCGCAAACUUUCCAUGGAUACUGCUGGUGCCGGACCUGGAGCUAGCGAUGGAGUAGCUCGCUUCCCUUUGUCUGCGUCCAGCUCUCUCGUUAUUCAGAGAGGAGACCUCACUAAGUGGUUCGUCGACGGAACGACCGACGCCAUAGUUAAUCCUGCGAAUGAGCGAAUGCUAGGAGGUGGUGGUGCAGAUGGAGCCAUACAUAGGGCUGCUGGCCCAGAUCUUCUGAAAGCAUGUUAUAGUGUCCCAGAAGUAAGACCUGGUGUUCGCUGCCCCACUGGAGAAGCAAGGAUUACCGCAGGUUUUAAGCUGCCUGCAUCACAUGUGAUUUUCACUGUUGGACCCAUCUAUGGUGGCAACCCUACUGCUCCAGACUCUCUGAGAAAUGCAUACAAAAAUAGCUUGAGGGUUGCCAAGGAGAGCAACAUUCAGUAUAUUGCCUUUCCUGCUAUAUCUUGUGGAGUCUAUGGAUAUCCUUAUGAAGAAGCUGCCACAGUAGCCAUAUCUACAAUUAAAGAGUUUGCAAAUGAUAUUAAAGAGGUGCACUUCGUCAUGUUCAUGGAAGAAAUUUACUUUGUUUGGUUAAACAAAGCAAAUGAAUUGCUUCGCUAAGCCAUGCAGGUCUUAUGAAACCUUUUUAUUCUCUUCUUGUUUUACUAGCAGCAUCUAUUAAAUGCAGAAACUUUAAUGUACCAAACUAUAAGCAAAAUAAUCUUUGUGCAGACCUACCAAUACAGCUGGAGUUUCUGCUUGGUUUUCCCUUUCUAUUUCUAAUAGUAUAUAUAAUUGUGAUCUUA